ACAAACGCUUUAGUGCAUCACACAAAGUUACAAAGCAAAAGAAGAGAGAAACCGAAUGAGAGCGCCCUCUUCAACAUCAACACUUUACUCCUUCCUCUUCCUCUUCCUUUUCCUAACCCUUCCAUCAUCCUCAGGGGACGACUGCUCCCAAUACCACCACGCGCCCAUGGCCACGCUCGGAGGCCUUCGCGACUCCCAUCCCUCUCAGAACGCCUUAGAAACCGAACCCCUCGCGCGUUUCGCCGUCGAUCAACAUAACAUGAAACAGAGUGUUGACUUGUGCUGGUUGGUGUUGAAGAAUUCGCUCCUAGAGUUUUCUAGGGUGGUGAGGGCACGGGAACAGGUUGUUGCAGGUACCCUGCAUUACCUUACCCUUGAGGCUAUUGAAGCUGGUGAGAAGAAGAUUUAUGAAGCCAAGGUGUGGGUGAAACCCUGGAUGAACUUCAAAGAACUCCAAGAGUUCAAGCCUGCUGGUGAUUCAUCAGCAUUUACCUCUGCUGAUCUUGGUGUCAAAAAGGAUGGCCACAAGCCAGGAUUGCAAUCUGUGCCAACACAUGACCCUCAAGUUCAGGAUGCAGCAAAUCAUGCAAUCAAGACAAUCCAGCAAAGGUCUAAUUCAUUAGUACCCUAUGAACUUCAUGAGGUUGCAGAUGCUAAGGCUGAGGUCAUUGAUGAUUUUGCCAAGUUUAAUCUGCUUCUCAAGGUCAAGCGGGGAGAGAAGGAAGAGAAGUUCAAGGUAGAGGUACACAAGAAUAACCAAGGUGGCUUCCAUCUAAAUCAAAUGGAACAAGAUCAUUCCUAAUUCUGAUCUGAAGCAAUAUAGGCCUGGGUGACUUUUAAACUAUACUCUCUUUUUCAAUAUGGGGUGUAUGAGUCAUUACGACUCAUUAUCUAUAUGUUUCACAGAAUUUAUACUUCUCGGGUAUUGCUCUUAUUUCUGUCUCAACAAGUAUACUGGUUCUUACCCGUCUCUCUGGGUCUUGGCAAAUAAAACGUGUAGCUACCAUGAAGUAUUACAUAUUAGUAACUCUUUUUAACGUAUGUAUUGCAUUAGUAACCUAAAAAACUGUGGAUGUUGACCA
Messenger RNA from Cajanus cajan (pigeon pea), 1082 nucleotides. The record is from RefSeq and is a predicted model, not a curated record. NCBI's taxonomy places the organism in Eukaryota, Viridiplantae, Streptophyta, Magnoliopsida, Fabales, Fabaceae.